AUGAAAACAUCGUUCGCUUUAUUGGCUUUGGCUACUUCGACUCUCGCUCAAGGGAUUCAGGAAAGAUGGUAUUCUAGUCCUCCUGAAUACUCCAGUCCUCCUGUCGAGACUGAUACUACUACCUGGACCACCUACACUUCAACUACUAUCUGCCCGGUUACCUCUACGACAACCGAAAAAGGGACAACAAAGUGGGUCACCGAUGUCACAACAUCAACUAUAGUUGUCACUAGCUGUGUUGGAGGUUGCGGAGGAGUCGUUACUGUCCCAGGUCCGACUGGUUGGGCAACAACAACAACUGAUGUUGUCGUCACAUAUACUACCAUCUGCCCGGUAACAGAAACUGUCACAGCUCCUGGAACGACAUACACUAAGACAUACACUACAACUUCUGUCGUCGAAACUGUCGUCCCCACAACUAUCGUCAACACUGUUACUGCACCACCUCAUACGACUGCUGUCGAAACUGAGGUCAUCGAAACAGUCACCAGCUUAUGUCCUGUUACCGAAACUACCACUAUUUCAGGAAAAGAAGUGACUGUCACAUACACAACUACAUCGCUAUAUACAACUCACGUCCCUACCAAUGUUGAAGUUACAGCAACUGCUCCCGAUAAUACUAAGACUGCUAUAACUGAAGUAGUUUCCACAAUCACCAGCUUGUGUCCUGUCACCGAAACUACCACUGUUUCAGGAAAAGAAGUGAUUGUCACAUACACAACUACAUCGUUAUUUACAACUCACGUCCCUACCAAUGUUGAAGUUACAGCAACUGCUCCCGAUAAUACUAAGACUGCUAUAACCGAAGUAGUUUCCACAAUCACAAGUCUCUGCCCAGUCACAGAGACGAAGACAAUUUCAGGAAGUCUAGUAACUGUCACUUAUACAACUACUUCAUUUAUCGUCACAAAUGUUGGAACCACGAUUGAGGCAUCAACUACUCUCCCACCCAAAACUACCACUGUUGGAACUGAGGUCCUUCAAACCAUCACCAGUCUUUGCCCAGUCACGGAAAUAAAGACGAUUUCGGGAAGCUUGGUAACUGAAACUUAUACAACCACUUCAUUCAUCGUCACAAAUGUUGGAACUACAAUCGAGGCAUCAACUACUCUCCCACCUAAAACUACUACUGUCGGAACUGAGGUCCUUCAAACCAUCACAAGUCUUUGCCCAGUUACUGAGGUCCAGACGAUUUCUGGAAUUGUUUAUACUGUCACAAAAACAACAACUAGCCUCAUCAUUACCAAUGGAUAUACUACUGAUUAUUCGCAAACUACUUUGCCAGCACAAACUAAGACAAUCGAAACAUACGUCUACGAGACUUCUACUAGCUUAUGCCCAGUUACCGAAGUACAGACAAUUUCCGGUGUUCCCAUCACAAAAGUAUAUACCAGCACAAUUUACACUCAAGUGAAGGUUCCUACAACCAUCAUACAAUACACCUCAACUCAAGCUACUGAGUAUCAGACCACCGAUGUCUACGAAACUACUACUUGUAUCGAAAGUGUAUAUACUACCAUCAGCGCUGGAUCAACUAUCGUCCUAACAGCCACCAAAACAAACACGAUUCAAGUGACCGCCGUUCAUACCCUAACAUCUACCCUCCCCGCAGAAACCGGCGCAACCACCAUUUAUGUCCCAACAACAAUCGGCAACACGAUCGAAACCAUCGCCAUUGUCACCGUCCCAUCCGUCGUCAAAACCGUCACCCUCCCAGUUACCUACUGGGCAAACAACACCCACGUCCAAACAUCAACCUACAUACAACCCAGCACCCUCACAGUGGUUGGCCAAACAACCAGUUACUACGUGCAGCCUUCCGCGGAAGUCACUAGUGCCGUGGGUGUUAGUGUGAGUAGCGGGGCUGCUACGAGUGCUGCGCCGACUGCACCGCUCGAGGCCAAUUCUGGUGCGAGAAAUGGCGUCGUGAUGGGGGCUAUGGCGGGUGUGAUGGCUCUUAUGGCUUUUGCUUAG
Molecule: messenger RNA, 1974 nt
Organism: Sclerotinia borealis F-4128
Lineage: Eukaryota; Fungi; Ascomycota; Leotiomycetes; Helotiales; Sclerotiniaceae
Source: the annotation of a GenBank genome assembly